AUGUGCAACGCCUUCGGGGAUGAUCCUCUGCUUCGUAAGAUAUACGUUGCGCUCCCUUUGGUCCUGUCUGGCGCUUCGUUGUCUAUCAUCAUAGUGCUGUACGUGAAGAUCUACCGAGUGAUUCGUCACCACCAGGCUCUUCGAGAGAGGAUGACAAAAGGCCUAGGAGCCAGCGAUGCUGAAGGGCGCAUCUCCUCGAUAUCAGCUACCGUCUCGAAGACCUCCAACAUUUCUACCCCUACUGACGGCCAGCCCUCAGUUCAGCUAUCAAGUGCACCACCCCCUGUUGACGAUGUCAGUAGUAAUGCUGAUAAAAAAGCAAAUGGAGCCUCUGGGUUAGAUGACGUCAACGUUUCAAUCGACCUGAAGAAGCCUCGAUGCAUUGGUACUGAAGAGCCGUACAAGAAGCGUACAACGCGAAAGAAGCAACGGGCGGACCACAAGACAACCAAAAUGCUCGUCAUCAUGACUUUUAUCUUUUUCGUCUUGGUGUACCCUGCGUUGGCUAUUCAGAUCAUGACAACCGAUCAGAAGUCGCGCCUGGCUCAGACCCUCCCUAAAGGCGUUGCCAUCCUUACUGUUCUUUACAACCUGCGCUUCAUCAACCAAUUCAUCAAUGUUUUUAUCUAUCUCAUUGCUAAUAAGAAGUUUCGAAGAGAAUGCGUUCAAUUUUUUAAGUCCUAG
Strongylocentrotus purpuratus (purple sea urchin) is the source of this 684-nucleotide messenger RNA. RefSeq lists its product as uncharacterized. The record is from RefSeq and is a predicted model, not a curated record. NCBI's taxonomy places the organism in Eukaryota, Metazoa, Echinodermata, Echinoidea, Camarodonta, Strongylocentrotidae. The transcript has a single exon. Gene Ontology annotation, molecular function: neuropeptide receptor activity. Bases 1 to 684 code for a protein of 227 amino acids. Gene Ontology annotation, biological process: neuropeptide signaling pathway. Gene Ontology annotation, cellular component: membrane.